Messenger RNA from Cotesia congregata, 2424 nucleotides. The record is from the annotation of a GenBank genome assembly. Lineage: Eukaryota; Metazoa; Arthropoda; Insecta; Hymenoptera; Braconidae.
AUGGCUAACGUUAAGGAUGACACACAACCGGAAAGUAUAAGAAAAAUGUUUAGCUGGAGCAGCGGAUUACCCAGAGAGGGUACGCCAGGAGGUGGUUACACCAACCCGUCAAUAGAAACGAUUCUAAACUCUGAAUCAACCAUGGACAGUAACGUGAUAGCACCAGGGGUGGUGCUCUCAGCUCCAGGAUUAAACAACCCUGCUUGGAACCGCCAGCAGGCCGUCAGCGUAAGACAUGCCUUCAAAACUUACGGCAGCAGCAAAAACCCAAAUCCUGUUCUUCAGAACUUGAGCAUGACAGUCGCCAAAGGAUCAAUCUACGGCCUUCUGGGAGCCAGUGGCUGUGGGAAGACUACCUUGCUGUCCUGCAUCGUUGGAAGAAGACGACUCAAUUCUGGGGAAAUAUUCGUCCUUGGGGGGAAACCCGGGACCAGAGGCUCCGGAGUUCCUGGAAAACAGGUCGGAUACAUGCCCCAGGAGAUUGCUUUGUACGGGGAAUUUUCUAUUCGAGAAACUAUGAUGUACUUUGGGUGGAUCUUCGGCAUGGAUACCAAUGAAAUUGUAGAGAGAUUGAGGUUCCUUCUUCAGUUUCUUGACUUGCCUUCGCAAAACCGGCUCGUCAAAAAUCUCAGUGGCGGACAGCAGAGACGAGUCUCCUUCGCCGUGGCACUUAUGCAUGAUCCUGAACUGUUGAUCCUAGAUGAACCGACGGUCGGUGUCGAUCCACUAUUAAGACAAAGUAUUUGGAAUCAUUUGGUGCAAAUCACUAAAGAUGGAAACAAAACAGUCAUCAUUACAACGCACUAUAUUGAGGAAGCACGGCAAGCCCACACGAUUGGUCUCAUGCGAAGCGGAAGACUAUUGGCCGAAGAAUCACCAAGAGCUUUGUUGACAAUGUAUAAUUGUGCAUCUCUGGAAGAUGUUUUUCUCAAAUUAUCAAGGAAACAAGGUCAAAGCACUCAACCUACCACGGAAUUAAACAUCUCUAAUAAUAUUAGCAUGGCUUCCUUAAACUGGGGUAAAAAGGACGAACCAGUUUAUGUCACUGAAGAGUCUGGAGUGGUAGGCUUGAAUUUUCAUCAAAGUAAAGAAGUUCUUAUUCAUGAUACUACUAAUGGCGUUGGCAGUCAUUAUGAUCUUAAUGGAAAACCAUUGCCAGGAGUCAAAAGUAACCCAGUAAAACGUUCAAAAUGUUGUAGACCAAUAAGUUGCAAUUUUACAACUAGAGGAAAAAUGAGAGCGCUGCUCCAAAAAAAUUUCCUUCGUAUGUGGAGAAAUGUCGGGGUGAUGCUGUUUAUCUUCGCAUUACCGGUGAUGCAGGUAAUAUUAUUUUGUCUUGCCAUCGGGCGAGAUCCAACUGAUCUCAGAUUAGCAAUAGUAAACCACGAGAUGGAUUGGGAGAACCAAACCUGUGACAUAAGAUCUGGAUGUAUGGAGGGUAAAUUAAGUUGUCGGUAUUUAGAAUUUCUGUCUAAUAAAACUAUCAUAAAGGAGUAUUACGAGUAUCCAGAAGAAGCUUUAGAAGCAGUAAAAUUAGGAAACGCCUGGGGAGCUUUGUACUUCACAGAGAACUUUACGGAGUCGCUUGUAGCUCGAAUGGGUCUCGGGCAAACAGUGGAUAACGAUACAUUGGAUCAAAGUGAAAUUCGCGUUUGGCUUGAUAUGUCAAAUCAACAAAUUGGGCUGAUGCUGGCACGGAAUCUUCAAUACACCUACCGAGACUUCGCCAAAUCACUGCUCAGAGAGUGUGAUUACAACGAGAAGCUAGCUGACGUCCCGAUACAAUUUUCUGACCCAAUCUACGGAAGUAACGACCCGAGUUUCACCGAUUUCGUCGCUCCUGGCGUAAUUCUCACAAUUGUAUUUUUCUUGGCGGUCGCUUUGACAUCCUCGUCGCUGAUAAUCGAGCGGCUGGAAGGCUUGCUGGAUAGAAGCUGGGUCGCAGGAGUGACGCCUGGAGAAAUUCUCUUUUCUCAUGUUGUUACACAAUUCGUGGUAAUGUGUGGCCAGACAGCGCUCGUACUCAUAUUUAUGAUUCUUGUCUUUGGAGUCGAGUGUAAUGGCGACAUUGGUUGGGUAAUCAUACUAACUAUUCUUCAAGGUCUCUGUGGCAUGUGUUUCGGAUUCGUUAUAUCGGCUAUUUGCGAACUUGAAAGGAAUGCCAUUCAAUUGGCGUUAGGUAGCUUUUAUCCGACACUUUUGCUCAGUGGUGUUAUUUGGCCAGUCGAAGGAAUGCCAACAGUAUUACGAUAUAUAUCCCACGGUUUACCAUUGACCAUGGCAACGACGUCGCUAAGAUCAAUGUUGACAAGAGGAUGGACGAUAAUAGAGCCAGAUGUUUACAAAGGCUUUAUUUCGACGGUGAUAUGGAUUGCCAUAUUUUUAACCAUCAGUAUGCUGGUCCUAAAGUUUAAACGUGGUUAG